AUGUCUACCAGCAGCUGUAGUUUCAAGGACCGUGCAGUGGACUUCAUUGGAAGAUGCUAUUUCACUGAAAUCUGCAAAUGUAAACUGAAGGACAUCGCAUGUUUAAAAUGUGGGAACAUUGUAGGUUAUCACGUGAUUGUUCCAUGUUGUUCCUGCCUUCUUUCCUGCAACAACGGACACUUCUGGAUGUUUCACAGCCAGGCAGUUUACGGUAUUAACAGACUAGACUCUACUGGUGUAAAUUUCCUACUUUGGGGCAACUUGCCAGAGGUAGAAGAGAAUACAGAUGAAGACGUGUUAGAUAUCUCAGCAGAGGAGUGUAUUAGAUGA
This is a messenger RNA of Budorcas taxicolor (takin), 330 nucleotides long. RefSeq names its product family with sequence similarity 72 member A (gene RUMY1). Bases 1 to 330 code for a protein of 109 amino acids. The record is from RefSeq and is a predicted model, not a curated record. Gene Ontology annotation, cellular component: cytosol. Lineage: Eukaryota; Metazoa; Chordata; Mammalia; Artiodactyla; Bovidae. The transcript is spliced from 4 exons.